GCUCCUGAAGCCCCGCCCCGCAGCGCAGCCAAUGGGAGCCGAGAGUCGGGCCGGGGGCGGGGCGCGGCGGUGCGGACUCAGGCGCGGGCGCGGGGUCGACAGAGCGCACGACCAUGGCCUCCAAGUGUCCGAAGUGCGACAAGACGGUGUACUUUGCCGAGAAGGUGAGCUCCCUGGGCAAGGACUGGCACAAGUUCUGCCUCAAGUGUGAGCGCUGUAACAAGACUCUGACACCUGGCGGCCACGCAGAGCACGACGGGAAGCCCUUCUGCCACAAGCCCUGCUAUGCCACGCUCUUUGGACCCAAAGGGGUGAACAUCGGAGGUGCUGGCUCUUACAUCUAUGACAAGCCCCCUGCCGAGAGCCCCCAGGUCACUGGCCCCAUUGAAGUUCCCGUGGCUUGGGCUGAGGAGCGCAAGGCCAGUGGCCCACCCAAGGGCCCCAGCAGAGCUUCCAGUGUCACCACAUUCACUGGGGAGCCCAACGUGUGUCCUCGCUGCAACAAGAGGGUGUACUUUGCUGAGAAGGUGACGUCCCUGGGCAAGGACUGGCACCGGCCCUGUCUGCGCUGUGAGCGCUGUGGGAAGACCCUGACUCCAGGGGGCCAUGCUGAGCAUGACAGCCAGCCCUACUGCCACAAGCCGUGCUAUGGAAUACUCUUUGGACCCAAGGGAGUGAACACGGGAGGCGUGGGCAGCUACAUCUACGACAAGGACCCUGAGGAUAAAGUACAGCCCUAGGCCACCGGCCACUGCCCCAUCCUGGGGACAGUGAUCCUGCCCAGCCUGGCCUGGCCCAGCACCUCUGGGAGUGUGUCAACCACACAGGCCAUGUCCCCGCUGUCCCUCACUCCUGCUGGACUCCCAGCCCACACUCCCUGUGUGCCCACUAACCUGUGUGACCAUGGCCCUGCAGGCCCUUGCUACUCCCAUGCCUGACCUGCCACAUUAUUUAUGCCACAGACUUUGGGGGCUGGGGAGAGAGCCCCCAGACUGCCACACUGCCGCCAGUGUCCCCACAGCUACCCACUGCCCAGUUCACUUAAUAAAGGUGUGAGGAAUCUG
This is a messenger RNA of Erinaceus europaeus (western European hedgehog), 1064 nucleotides long. It is a transcript of the gene CRIP2, whose product is annotated as cysteine rich protein 2. NCBI's taxonomy places the organism in Eukaryota, Metazoa, Chordata, Mammalia, Eulipotyphla, Erinaceidae. Bases 114 to 740 code for a protein of 208 amino acids. The record is from RefSeq and is a predicted model, not a curated record. The transcript has 8 exons.